AUGCAGAUUCUAAACAUUGGUGGGGGAUUUCGAUCAUCAACUCCACUGUUCGAGGAAAUAGCUGAUGUGGUAAAUGAAGCAGUCAAAGAUUACUUCCCCGACCCUAAUUUAACUAUGAUUGCAGAGCCAGGGCGAUUCUUUCCUGAAACGGCUUUUACGUUAGUCACACAUGUGAUUGGCAAAAGAGUUAGAGGUGAGAAAAUAGAGUAUUGGAUUGACGAAGGGAUUUAUGGAUCCUUUAGACCAACACUUUACAACAGUUGCUUUGUGGGUAUCAAGCCACUUUCACGGCAGAAAUCAAAAGAAUCUAGUCAAAUAUAUGAAUCGACAAUCUAUGGACCAAGUUGUGACUCCCUUGAUGCAGUGGCUGUUGGCAUAAAGUUGGUGGAGCUUCAGAUGGGCGAUUUGAUAGUGUUUUAUAACAUGGGUGCAUAUUCAAAAUGUGCAGGAACCAUGUUUAAUGGAUUUGAUAUGUUAUCCGUACCUACCUAUCUUGUCCACACAAAUUCUAGCUAAAACUUAGGAUAGUCCGGUGAAUUAAAGCUUUCGCGUAUUCAGAGGCGGAUCUAGGAUCCUGACUCUCUGGGUGCCAAACAAACUUAUCAAUUAAAUUAAUCAGAUUAUUCA
This is a messenger RNA of Capsicum annuum, 627 nucleotides long. RefSeq names its product ornithine decarboxylase-like. The transcript has a single exon. Lineage: Eukaryota; Viridiplantae; Streptophyta; Magnoliopsida; Solanales; Solanaceae. Gene Ontology annotation, cellular component: cytoplasm. The record is from RefSeq and is a predicted model, not a curated record. The coding region runs from base 1 to 516 and encodes 171 amino acids. Gene Ontology annotation, molecular function: ornithine decarboxylase activity.